Messenger RNA from Prinia subflava (tawny-flanked prinia), 3180 nucleotides. RefSeq names its product NECAP endocytosis associated 1 (gene NECAP1). Lineage: Eukaryota; Metazoa; Chordata; Aves; Passeriformes; Cisticolidae. Gene Ontology annotation, cellular component: membrane; clathrin vesicle coat. Gene Ontology annotation, biological process: endocytosis. The transcript is spliced from 8 exons. The record is from RefSeq and is a predicted model, not a curated record. Bases 116 to 940 code for a protein of 274 amino acids.
GUCCGGCCGCGCCGGCACCCCCAGGCGGUGUCUGCCCUCAUCAAAGAUGGCGGUGGGCAGCGCCGCCGGUCACUAGGCUCCCGCCGCUCGCUCCUCGCCGGGCUUCGCGGCCGACAUGGCGGCGGCCGAGCUGGAGUACGAGUCCGUUCUCUGCGUGAAGCCCGAUGUCAACGUCUACCGCAUCCCGCCGCGCACCUCCAACCGCGGGUACAGGGCAUCUGACUGGAAACUGGACCAUCCAGACUGGACAGGGCGGCUUCGUGUCACCUCCAAAGGCAAAACUGCUUACAUAAAAUUGGAGGAUAAGGUUUCAGGAGAACUCUUUGCCCAGGCUCCUAUAGAUCAAUACCCUGGCAUUGCAGUGGAGACUGUGGCAGAUUCCAGCCGCUACUUCGUCAUUCGAAUUCAGGAUGGGACUGGACGAAGUGCUUUUAUAGGCAUUGGCUUCACGGAUCGGGGCGAUGCCUUUGACUUCAACGUCUCUUUGCAGGAUCACUUCAAGUGGGUGAAGCAGGAGACUGAAAUCUCCAAGGAGUCCCAGGAAGCUGACACACGUCCCAAAUUAGACUUAGGGUUUAAGGAAGGGCAGACCAUCAAACUAAACAUUGGGAACAUGACGUCAAAGAAAGGAGGAGCAGCCAAGCCCCGUGUGUCUGGAUCAGGGGGCCUCAGCCUGCUGCCACCCCCACCAGGAGGCAAAAUUGCAGUCCCUCCUAUACCUCCCCCAUCUUCCACAGCCAUUGCCAACCACGUCACACCACCACCUGUGCAGCAGUCCAGUAAUGCCAGCAGUGCAGAUAUUCUUUUAGACUUAGAUGCUCCUGCAGCUGCAUCCAAGGCACCAGUAUCAGCUACCACAGACCUCUGGGGAGACUUCAGCACUGCAUCCAGUGCUGUUCCCAAUCAGGCUCCUCAGCAGUCCAACUGGGUCCAGUUCUGAAUGAUCAAAGCAGUGGAAUGUGAUAAAUUGAUGACCUUGAGGCACCAAAUGGGAUCAGAGGGGGUACAAACCUCUCUAGUCUUCAAUCAAAUUGGGACAAUCCUUCAUUUUUAGAUCAGACCUUCACUUAAACUUACUGGUUUUGAUCCCACUGAACCUAAAGAGAACAUACUGACUCUUCCCAAGAUGGGCAAGGAGGAAAGAGGUAGCCUUAUCUCCUCCAUCCACUUGGCCAUUACAUGGUACAUCCUAGCUCUUUUUCCCUGUCUUUCCGUACAGGGAAAGCACGAAUCUUGAAGAAAGUGGGUACAGGAGGAGGCUGGGUAGGUGCCUCUGGGUUCCUUGUCCUUCAAAUUUUCUCUAGCUAGGCUGUUGCUUUUUGUGGCUGCUUUCAGUAGUGACUACAGCCCCUACAGCUUGCGGUGCUGAGGACAGCUGCAUUUGGCUACACCUGCUGAGUGGAACCUCUAAGGACAUAGAUCUUCUCUCAGCACAGAAUCCUCUUGGAUUAAUGACACCUGUGGUGAGGAGUGACCCUCCCCAUGCACACACUACUCUCCUGUCUUUGGUGCAAUUCUUGGUAGUGCUGCAUGUCCUCAUGCUCCUGUGGAAGGAGUCAUGCAAGUCCUUGAGUGGACCUGCUGCCGUUGCGCUGUAGUUCCAGGUGGGCACCCCAUCUCGAGGCUCCUCAUUUGGCUUGCAGGUUCACUGGAGGAACUUCUUUCGUUUUAACUCCUCUCUCCCCAGGCAAAGGCCUCACUGUCACUGAGCUGUUUUAACUGGAAAUAGCUUUAAGAAAAAAACCCCCUGUUUUUACAAUUUGGUAGUUACUUGCACUAGAUGACAACCAGGUGAUUGCCACCACUCAGCAUUUCAUGUUCCUGCAUCACUAUCCUGAGCCCUGGCCUUGUGUUGUGACUUGGCAUUGUGUUACAAGUAUUACAUAUCUACAGUAAGAUUAUGGUGGGACAAUAGAUUAUUCUGUGAUGAAGGGACAGUCUCUUUCUCCUUUUCAACUCACUCAUUUGAGCAAGAAAUGUAUAGUAGGCUCAAUCCUGAGAUCUGUGGGAGCAAAAUUCUCCCACUUGUGUUCUUUAUUAUGACUUUUCUUCUGAGUCCAACUUUCAGGGAUGUGAGCUAGUUAUUGGAACUUAGAUUUUUUUUAUUAUUAUUUUUAAUGUGUCCAAGCCCUCUCUAUUUCUUGUGUGAUUAAGGGAGUUAGAAAGAGGUAAAAAGCCAUGACUUUCUACUUUUUUCCUUUGGGAGAGUUUCCUGUGGCCCUUCAUUGUGGACACUACAUCUUCAGGAGCUGUGGAUGUGAUGUGGGGUGUAAGUCUGUUGAUUACUCCGGGCAAAUUCACAGGGCAGGCUGGAAGCCUCACAGUGCUGAACUGGUACCCCUCGUGCUGGCACAGAAGCCAAAACACUAGCUGGGGAGGUGCUCUCUCUCAGUGACUCUUGGACAGCUGUACCCAGUUACUGGAACACUAGGGCUUUGGUGCUUUGCUGGAAGGAUUCUUCCCAUUUUGAACACUCAACACAGCAACACUUUUGUGUCUCUAGCACACCUUCACAAGGAAAUGUUUCCCCUUGGGCAAAAAUUUUCUGGUGAGGUUUUUAAAAGAGUAGUUAGACUUAUGCACCUUGUAUUGGCAAAGGUCUUUUGUCAUUUUUGUUUGGCUACAGUGAGGGCAUUUUGGAGACAGUUUCACUUAGACCAUCCCUCUGGGGAACAACAUUCUUGAAAUAGCUCUAAAGCUGCUGCAGUUCCACUUGUGGAAGUGGGGACCAGACUGCUCUUGGAUGUAUUUUAAGUAGUCAUUUAACCCUGAUUCCCUUGCUCUCUUGGUGUUUCCCCCUGCCAGCCCUCCCCUGCCUUCAUAGUCACUCCUGCAGUCUCACUGUACUUCAAGCCCUGCCUCCUGAACUUGUGGGUGGCUGUAGUCUGCAAGCAACAUCACAGACUCUGCUGGGUUGGCAUUUUGUUUUGUCUUCUUUUUAUUUGCUCACAUCCUUGUGAGGUCCUGUCAUUUCAACUAUGUAUCAAUUCCCCAACCAAGGAAGUUCAUGGCACCAAUUAACAACUAAAUAGGAGCCUCUUCUGUAUUGUCUUAGUAUUCUGGAGAUAAUAUAUUAUGUAUUUGAAAAGCUGAAGAAGCAGAAAUUAAAGAUAUAUGUAUAUAAAGUAUAAGAUGUACUGGUGCAAAUGGUAAUUAAACAAAUAAUACUGGGGAAAAGAA